UUUUUUUUUUCAUAUAUAACGACAAAAUAGGAAUGCCUUUGACUAAUCAAGAAAAGUCAAUGGCUGUUCCUAACCAUGAUACUGGUUUUUCAUCACCAUAUAGUGUAUACACUCUUGAAAAUAUUCCUCCACCCAUUCUGAAACUGCUUCUCUCUUUGGGACCUUUACUCAACUUAAUUCGACAAGCAAUAGACAUUAUUCAAUGGCAAAGUAGUUCACCACGACAAUCAAUAUUGGCACUUCUUAUUUGGAAUAGUAUCUGUCUUUGGACAUGGACUUUUCUUGGACUCGGCAUACCGACCUUGGUAAUUGUCAAGUUAGCAGGAGAUUGGCUUCGUGUACGCACCUUACGAACAAGACGGGACCGUUUGGAACGUGCUAGACUUGAUCAACUCGAAAAACAAAUGUUGAAACAUCAAGACAAUGAUCAUGAUGACGAUGAACGACUUUUAUCUCAACGAUUACAGCAACAACGGGAAGCUGAAGAAGAAGAACUCAUCUCUCGAAAAAUCCAACCACAAGGUCAAGUGUCGCUGGACGAUACCUUACAGAAUAUCAUGGUCAUCAACCUUUUUGUCGAUCGUCUUCUUGGGGAUGUCAAUCAUUUUAUAUACAAUUAUUUGGAUGGUUCUCGCCCCGAAAUACUUGUAGCUGUUCUAGGUGCUUUGAUCUACUUGAUUCCAGCCUGGUUCCUUUUGGUCUUUUUCUUGGAUUCUCAUGGUAUCUUUGCUUUGGUGGGCUCCCUUGCUUUAUUAAGGUACUCUCCAUGGUUCAAUGUCAUCCUUUCGGCUGUGGCUCGGCAUACUGUUUUACGUUAUGUUGUCUCGGUUUUCUGGGCAUACGCUGUGGCCUUCAUCACUUCUUGGAGGGCGUUUGAUUUUCUGGGCAUGCUAACACCGACCAAGCCGUCUCUUUCUCCUCGUACCAAUCCAUUCAAACAAUGGUUUUCUUAUGUACGGAAACGCGUUGGCAAGGAAAAAUCAUCCAUGUUGACUACUCUUCAAGAACAACGUGACAAGGAUGAUCAACAAAACAAGAAAAUCACGAAGAAUGAAAUGGUAUUCCAAUUUGAAGUCUAUGAAAACCAGCGUUGGUGGUUAGGUGCCAACUGGACGACUAACAUGCUCAGUAAUGAACGUGGACCUUGGACGGAUUCCCAAUUGGUUUCAAUUACAUCUAAAGAAGAAUUCAAGUUACCCGAAACAACUGAAAGUACGAUCGUAGUGGAUCAUGAUCAGGAUAUUAAACAAGUGAUACAAAAGACAUGGUAUUGGGCGGAUGCAGAUUGGUGGGUCGACAUGACUGGUGAAUUGGAUGGACGUGUGGAUCACAACGGUUGGGAAUAUGGAAACAAUGCUUGGCACCAUUUGACCGGUAUGCCAACCAUGCAAACUUUUACAAGACGAAGACGAUGGUGUCGUCGAGCUCGAUUGGUUGAAAGUAAACAUCAAAUAAACGAUAUUAGUACAACAGCAGCAGCAUCGUCUCAACCAAAAUUGACCGGAGGGGAUUUACGAAAACGUAGUUAGUGUUAGAUUUUUUUUUAUGGUAUCAUGUUUAGCGAAUCUAUCAAUAAAAGCGUAGUCUUUUUUUUUUUUUUUUUAAAAA
Halteromyces radiatus is the source of this 1608-nucleotide messenger RNA. RefSeq names its product Peroxin/Dysferlin domain-containing protein. Gene Ontology annotation, biological process: peroxisome organization. Gene Ontology annotation, cellular component: peroxisomal membrane. Lineage: Eukaryota; Fungi; Mucoromycota; Mucoromycetes; Mucorales; Cunninghamellaceae. The transcript has 3 exons. The coding region runs from base 33 to 1529 and encodes 498 amino acids. The record is from RefSeq and is a predicted model, not a curated record.